AUGAUUCGAACAAGGAUUCACUCAGCUUGCAGGAGCAGUAUCAGAACGCCAGCUUUUUGUCAAUCAUUCUCAAGUGCCCGUCCAUCAUUACGGGAAGGAGACACUGGUGCCAUACGGCCAGGCGGCGUGGCUGCAUCAGACACCUUCAGUCGGCGAGAGCAUGUCAUUGAAGACUUAUAUGUGAAGCAACAUGAGCUUGAAAACAUCAGGAAGCUGAGAGAGAAGCUUGCCGCACAACGAAAGCACCUUGACGAGGUGGAAGAACAUAUCAACGAAAUGGAGAAGACUGCAGUGGAGAAGACAGAAUCCAAGUGA
Messenger RNA from Exophiala aquamarina CBS 119918, 315 nucleotides. RefSeq lists its product as uncharacterized. The record is from RefSeq and is a predicted model, not a curated record. Gene Ontology annotation, cellular component: mitochondrion. Lineage: Eukaryota; Fungi; Ascomycota; Eurotiomycetes; Chaetothyriales; Herpotrichiellaceae. Gene Ontology annotation, molecular function: ATPase inhibitor activity. Gene Ontology annotation, biological process: negative regulation of ATP-dependent activity. The transcript has 3 exons. Bases 1 to 315 code for a protein of 104 amino acids.